This is a messenger RNA of Galeopterus variegatus (Sunda flying lemur), 884 nucleotides long. It is a transcript of the gene SSNA1, whose product is annotated as Sjogren syndrome nuclear autoantigen 1. The record is from RefSeq and is a predicted model, not a curated record. Gene Ontology annotation, cellular component: ciliary basal body; centrosome. NCBI's taxonomy places the organism in Eukaryota, Metazoa, Chordata, Mammalia, Dermoptera, Cynocephalidae. The transcript is spliced from 2 exons. The annotation marks the transcript as partial.
UGGGCCUGCGGCCCGCCCGGCCCUCAGCGCCGCCUCUCCGGGCCCGCCCUAGGCAUCGAGGAGCUGUGCCAGAAGCGGGAGGAGCUGUGCCGGCAGAUCCAGCAGGAGGAGGACGAGAAGCAGCGGCUGCAGUGCGAGGUGAGGCAGCUGACGGAGAGGCUGGCCCGCGUCAACGAGACCCUGGCGCGCAAGAUCGCCUCUCGCAACGAGUUCGACCGGACCAUCGCGGAGACGGAGGCCGCCUACCUCAAGAUCCUGGAGAGCUCCCAGACUCUGCUCAGUGUCCUCAAGAGGGAAGCUGGAAACCUGACCAAGGCCACAGCCUCAGAACAGAAGAGCAGCGGUGGCAAGGACAGCUGACAAGGCUGUUGUGGGCAGGGUCUGCCUCAGUUGUGCCCUGUGCUGACUCAGCCCCCAGCAAGUCUGUUCUCAAAGCAUCUUUGUUCUUCAUGGCAGCAACUGCUUUCUCUAGCUGUCUCGGGAGCUGGGGGGAGUAGCUGCCAACCUCCACUAGCCUCCUGUGACCAUAAAAGCUCUGGGUACAGCCCACCAGGGGGUCCUGGCCCUGUUCACAGAGGCUAUUGAGAUAGUGAGUUGCAGGUCAGCUCUGCAUGAGGUCUCUCUCUCUCUCUCUCUCUCUCUCUCUCUCUCUCUCUCUCUCUCUCUCUCUCUCAGGCCCCUAACUCCUUUGGGCUGCCAGGGAGGCCCUGGUUCUAGUGCCAACACCAUGGGAGUUCCCUCACCUUGUUCUUUCUCAACCAGCAGGGGCCCAGGCCAAGCAAGUGGGGGAGGGAGAUGGGGCCCUCCUUCACCCCAGAACCCAAACCUCUGGGCUCUCCCCAGUGUGCUGUGACUAUGUCAGUAAAGGUUGCCUUUGUAAAGAC